CCCUCCCUCCAACUCUCCUCACUCUUACACCAUCCCAAUCAUCCUUCUUUCCAAUAACAUCAUAUCAUAACAACAAUACUGCAACGACUGUGCGCCAUAUACAUAUUUACUGCGAAUUGUUAACCUCGCACCGAAAUCCGUCGAUACAGCUUCCUGGUCGCAAUCAUGAAGGGCGCUCUCUUCACGGCGGCUAUGCUGCUGGGCUCGGCGUCGGCCGGUGUCCACAAGAUGAAGCUCCAGAAGAUCCCUCUUGCGGAGCAGCUGGAGUUCGCCAAUGUCGAGACCCAUGUGAGGAAUCUCGGCCAGAAGUACAUGGGCAUCCGCCCGCAAACCCACGUCGAUGCCGUCUUCCAAGAGUCAUCGUCCAUUAAGCAGGGCGGCCACCUCGUCCCCGUCAGCAACUUCUUAAACGCACAGUACUUCUCCGAGAUCACCAUCGGCAACCCACCACAGACAUUCAAGGUCGUCCUUGACACCGGCAGCUCCAACCUCUGGGUUCCAUCCCAGUCUUGCGGCUCCAUCGCCUGCUACCUCCACAGCAAGUACGACUCGAGCGAGUCCAAGACCUACGAGAAGAACGGCACCGAGUUCGCCAUCCAGUACGGCUCCGGCAGCGUCAGCGGAUACAUCUCCCAGGACCAGGUCACCAUCGGCGACUUGGUAAUCAAGGACCAGCUCUUCGGCGAGGCCGUUGAGGAGCCCGGACUUGCCUUUGCCUUUGGUCGCUUCGACGGUAUCCUGGGUCUCGGCUUCGACACCAUCUCCGUCAACAAGGUCGUCCCACCCUUCUACAGCAUGAUCGACCAGGGCCUCCUCGACGAGAAGGUCUUCUCCUUCUACCUCGCCGAUGACAAGUCCCAGUCCGAGGCCGUCUUCGGCGGAAUCGACAAGUCCCACUACACCGGCGACUUGACCUAUAUCCCCCUCCGCCGCAAGGCCUACUGGGAAGUCGACUUCGACGCCAUCUCCUUCGGCGACGUCAAGGCGGACCUCGACAACACCGGCGUCAUACUCGACACCGGCACCUCCCUCAACACCCUCCCCUCCUCCCUCGCUGAGCUCCUCAACAAGGAGAUCGGCGCUAAGAAGGGCUACAACGGCCAGUACACCAUCGACUGCAAGAAGCGCGAUGACCUCCCAGAUAUCACCUUCACCCUUGCUGGCCAUGACUUCGCACUCAGCGCUUAUGAUUAUACCCUUGAGAUGGGCGGAAGCUGCGUGUCUACCUUUAUGGGAAUGGAUAUGCCCGAGCCUGUUGGCCCGUUGGCUAUCCUCGGUGAUGCGUUCCUGAGGAGGUGGUACAGCGUGUAUGAUCUCGAGAAGGGUGCUGUUGGCCUGGCUGCCGCAAAAUAGAUGGUGACAGACAUAAAGAAGCUAGAGAAAGCUAGUGAAGGUUGGAAGAGGUUGAUAUAGUGGAUUGGACUGGGACAAGAGAGUGCAGCUUGUGAUGUCGUUCGUCUUUACUUGUCUGUUUUUUUCCUUUUUCGUUUCCCUUUCGCAUUCUCUUUUCCUUCUGUGAGAACACAAUCAUGCUGGUGUUUUUUUGGGACUUUUUUUUUGUAUCUAAGAUUUGAGAAGGGGGGUUAAUUCGAGCAAAUGCAUAUUGUAAACCA
Molecule: messenger RNA, 1613 nt
Organism: Pseudogymnoascus destructans
Lineage: Eukaryota; Fungi; Ascomycota; Leotiomycetes; Thelebolales; Thelebolaceae
Gene: PEP2
Product: Vacuolar protease A
Exons: 3
Coding region: 166-1353 (395 amino acids)
Biological process (GO): proteolysis
Cellular component (GO): fungal-type vacuole
Molecular function (GO): aspartic-type endopeptidase activity
Source: RefSeq, a predicted model, not a curated record